Messenger RNA from Plectropomus leopardus (leopard coralgrouper), 710 nucleotides. Its product is annotated as acyl-CoA-binding protein-like. NCBI's taxonomy places the organism in Eukaryota, Metazoa, Chordata, Actinopteri, Perciformes, Serranidae. The record is from RefSeq and is a predicted model, not a curated record. Gene Ontology annotation, molecular function: fatty-acyl-CoA binding. Gene Ontology annotation, biological process: fatty acid metabolic process.
AGGGGUAGGAGGGCGGGUUCAAACGGAACGAGGGUCGGCUGGGUGCAGCAGUCGGUGCAUACUGGAUAUUUGAGAGGACUUUACCCCUUCACCAUACGUCGAGUUGAGUCGUUUCCCUUCUGUGUGGUCCCGAGCAAAAAUGACUGAUCUCCAGGCUAAAUUCGAUACAGCAGCAGCUGAGGUGAAGACGCUGACGGCAAAGCCGACAGAUGAAGAGAUGCUGCAGGUCUACUCCCUCUUCAAGCAGGCCUCUGUGGGUGACGUCAACACAGAUCGUCCAGGGAUGUUUGAUUUCACUGGUAAAGCUAAAUGGGAUGCCUGGAAGAAGCAGGAAGGCAAGAGCAAAGAGGAUGCCAUGAACGAGUACAUCAGCCUGGUGGAGGAGCUGAAGAAAAAGUAUGGAACAUCAUAAUCACAUUCUGAAAAGCAGCUCCUGGAUGCACUGAGAGCACUGGCUGAGACCACCAUCAGCAGGCCCUCAUCCUCACAGCAUCAAACGCCUUAAAAUCCAACAAGGAUGUCCUUCCACAUGUGACUGCCUGGCGGCUGCCACUAGUGGUCCCAGUAAGAUUAAGCUGGCCUGAACAACCACUGAUGUCCAAUCAGAGACUGUCCUCCACCACAGUACCAGCAGGUUUUACUGAAUCAUUUCAAUGAUGUGUAUCUGCACAGAAUCCUGCCAUUUCCACAUAAAUUCUUUUUAAUUCCAA